Vigna unguiculata (cowpea) is the source of this 1928-nucleotide messenger RNA. RefSeq names its product CDPK-related kinase 5-like. NCBI's taxonomy places the organism in Eukaryota, Viridiplantae, Streptophyta, Magnoliopsida, Fabales, Fabaceae. Gene Ontology annotation, biological process: protein phosphorylation. Gene Ontology annotation, molecular function: protein kinase activity; ATP binding; calcium ion binding. The record is from RefSeq and is a predicted model, not a curated record.
AUGGGUCUCUGCAGUUCAAAGCCUCGUGCAAAUCCCACACUCUCCUCUUCUCCCAAUUCCGACACCCACUUCACAGACACCAAUGCCAAUCAACAAUUACCGAAAAAUCCUAUUCCUACUCCAAAAAAGUCUCCCCUUUUCCCGUUCUACACUCCGAGCCCGGCCCACCACUUUUUCUCCGGCAAGUCUCCGGCGCCAGGGACUCCCCGGCGGUUCUUCAAGCCUCCGUCGCCAGCGAAGCACAUUCGGGCCGUGCUGGCCCGUCGUCAUGGGUCUGUUAAGCCCAACGAAGCUAGCAUCCCAGAAGAUGAAGUGGUUGCUCUUGACAAGAACUUCGGAUUCUCGAAACAGUUUGAGCAAAAGUUUGAGGUUGGAGACGAGGUUGGACGAGGACACUUUGGUUAUACUUGUGCUGCCAAGUUCCUUAAGGGCCAACUCAAAGGCCAACACGUCGCCGUCAAGGUCAUCCCUAAAGCCAAGAUGACAACUGCAAUUGCAAUUGAGGAUGUGAGGAGGGAGGUGAAGAUAUUGAGGGCUUUGACUGGACAUAAAAAUCUGAUUCAGUUCCACGAUGCGUAUGAGGAUAGUGACAAUGUCUACAUAGUAAUGGAGUUGUGCGAAGGAGGGGAGCUUUUGGACAGAAUAUUGUCGAGAGGAGGAAAGUACUCUGAGGAAGAUGCAAAAGCUGUCCUGAUACAAAUACUAAAUGUUGUUGCGUUUUGCCAUCUACAGGGUGUUGUGCAUCGUGAUCUCAAACCAGAGAAUUUCUUAUUCACAUCAAAAGAAGAGAACUCUGAGCUGAAGGCCAUUGACUUUGGAUUGUCGGAUUUUGUCAAACCAGAUGAAAGGCUUAAUGACAUUGUUGGUAGUGCAUACUAUGUGGCUCCUGAAGUUUUGCAUAGAGCUUACAGUACAGAGGCUGAUGUCUGGAGUGUUGGUGUGAUUGCGUAUAUUUUACUAUGUGGCAGUCGUCCAUUUUGGGCACGGACUGAAUCUGGGAUAUUCCGUGCCGUAUUGAGAGCUACUCCAAGUUUUGAUGAACCUCCAUGGCCUUCUCUAUCAGAUGACGCAAAGGAUUUUGUAAAGAGACUUCUAAAUAAAGAUCCAAGGAAAAGAAUGACUGCAGCGCAGGCAUUGAGUCAUCCAUGGAUUAAAAAUUAUAAGGACGUAAAAGUCCCUUUGGAUAUUCUAGUGUUCAAGCUCAUGAAGACAUACAUGCGUUCCUCCUCUCUACGAAAAGCAGCUUUAAGAGCUUUGUCUAAGACAUUAGCUACUGAAGAGCUGCAGCAUUUGAAGGAGCAGUUUGCGCUUUUAGAGCCAAACAAAACUAACACUAUUAGCUUGGAAAAUAUCAAAGCGGCCUUAAUGAAAAAUGCAACAGAUGCCAUGAAGGAAUCACGCAUUUCAGAUUUUCUGGCUUCACUUAAUGCAUUGCAAUAUAGAAGGAUGGCUUUUGAUGAGUUCUGCGCUGCUGCACUCAGUGUUCAUCAGCUUGAAGCACUUGAUCGGUGGGAGCAACAUGCACGCUGUGCCUAUGAACUUUUUGAAAAGGAUGGAAACAGAGCUAUAGUCAUUGAGGAACUAGCUUCGGAGCUUGGGCUUGGUCCAUCUGUCCCUGUUCAUGCUGUUCUUCACGACUGGAUUAGGCACACUGAUGGAAAGUUGAGCUUCCUUGGAUUUGUUAAGUUAUUGCAUGGACCAUCUCGAAGUCUUGCAAAACCUCACUAGCAUGUUUAGUGCCAUGGAAAGAUCCAUUAUACUCAUGAUAAUCAACCUGACCAAUCAAAUUCUGAUCCACACAUCACAGUAAAGGAUAUCUCCCACUGUUGAAUUAUACUCAACACAAAUCAUCUGGGAUUUUCUCCCUCGUUCUAUACUGGAACCCCUCUACACUUGAAGCCGGAGUAAAACUUGCUUCUACAGCCAUU